AUGUUUCGCUUUAAAUACCAGUCCCUCAAUGAUUCGAUUGAUGAGUUUCUAAACCACGAAACAGAGUCAAGAGUCAGUUUCCUGGACUCCAAUGAGGGGAAGGUUGGAUACUCGACGUUUGAUUUUGAAGAGAGAAAGAAAUUCAGAGAAGCAAGACAGACUGUUACAAAAACCGAUGGUCUCACAAUCACUGGCGCCAUUUUCUUCAUCAUCGGGGAAAUGGCUGGUUCCGGAAUUCUUGCUUUGCCAAAAGCAUUUUCCAAUGCAGGGUGGAUUGGAAUACCAAUGCUGAUAGUAUGCUGUGCGAUUGCGGGUUUUGAGGGAGUAAAACUGGGAAAAGCAUGGCAAUAUAUUCUUUACAAAUUUCCUGAACUUCGUGAAGUACGAGAUCCCUACCCAGUGAUAGCAAGGGAGAGUAUGGGACCGACGAUGGAGAAAGUUGUUAAAGUUACUGUCUACAUAACGCUUUUCAGCGUUACAUUGGUGCUCCUUAUUUUGAGCGCGGACAAUGUCUACAACUUCAUUGCAUUCUUUACCGAGUCGCCGGCGAUUCCUUUCUGUGGAAUAAUCUUAAUCAUUGGAUUCUUGCUUGCACCUUUUGGCUUCUUCUCAACUCCAUCAGAUAUGCCUUGGGUGGCGUACACCGCUUCAGCGACAACCUUCAUUGCGUGCAUUUUCAUCGUUACACAAACGGCCGAGGAGGGAAAGGAUCAUGAAUGGAAUACGACGUACUUAGAAAACCACAGUGACGAGUGCUCUCCUCCUGAGCCAGUUUUUAUGACCCCGUGCGUAAGCUCUGUGGCCAGCGCUUUCGGAAAAAUCCUCUUUUGCUAUGGUGGCAUGUCUGUGUUCCCUACUAUCCAGACAGACAUGAAACGCCCUCAGAAAUUUUCGACAGUUGUGAUUGUCUCUCUCACUUCCAUCGUCCUCAUGAUGCUGCCUGUAUCAAUCGCUGGAUACGCCGUGUACGGCAGUGAUGUUGAAAACAACAUUCUUGAUCAGCUUGACGGGCACUCCUGGAUGACACAAGUCGCCAACGUACUCAUUACUCUUCAUUUAUUAUUCGCCUUCGCCAUCGUCCAGAAUCCACUUCAUCAAGGUGCUGAAGCGGCGCUUGGACUUGAUCCCGAAAAUCAAAAGAAAAAAUGCAUCGCUGUUAGAUUGACAAUCAUGGGAAUCGUGAUCUUCUCGGCUCUGCUUGUUCCCGAUUUUGGUGUCAUCCUUGAUUUGGUUGGAUCGACAACUGUGACAUUAAACACCUUUAUUUUCCCUUCGCUUUUCUAUAUGAGUUUGGUAAGGAAAUAUAAAGGAGAGUUGAAGGUCAGCAAUCAUGCAGAUGCUGAGACGGUUUCCAUCGGAAAAGCAGAAUACGCUCUCCACAUAAUCAUUAUGGUUAUCGGAGUGAUUGGCGGAGUCAUAUCGGCGAAUAAGGCCGUCCUUUCUGGCUUUGAAAUGAAGCCACCCUGCUUCAAGAACUUCUUCAUUAGUCCAGGUCAUGUGUCGCACUAG
This is a messenger RNA of Oikopleura dioica, 1509 nucleotides long. The record is from the annotation of a GenBank genome assembly. NCBI's taxonomy places the organism in Eukaryota, Metazoa, Chordata, Appendicularia, Copelata, Oikopleuridae.